AUGCACUUCGGUGCUGACACUUGCCGUUUCACUCGCCAAUCCUGUCCCUUCGGUAGGGAUUGCCGUUAUCGUAAACAUUUCGGCGACCCCCAAUCUAAGCCUUAUUGGCAGAACGGUCAAGGUGGGGAGAAGGACAGUAGCUUCGGGUCUGAUAAACGCCCUAGGACUGGGCAGGUGAAGGAUGAACCAUCAAGGAAGAACCCUAAGGACCAAUAG
This is a messenger RNA of Perkinsus marinus ATCC 50983, 216 nucleotides long. RefSeq lists its product as hypothetical. The transcript has a single exon. The coding region runs from base 1 to 216 and encodes 71 amino acids. The record is from RefSeq and is a predicted model, not a curated record. NCBI's taxonomy places the organism in Eukaryota, Perkinsozoa, Perkinsida, Perkinsidae.